Mya arenaria is the source of this 885-nucleotide messenger RNA. RefSeq names its product glutathione S-transferase P-like. Gene Ontology annotation, cellular component: cytosol. The coding region runs from base 154 to 765 and encodes 203 amino acids. Gene Ontology annotation, molecular function: glutathione transferase activity. The record is from RefSeq and is a predicted model, not a curated record. NCBI's taxonomy places the organism in Eukaryota, Metazoa, Mollusca, Bivalvia, Myida, Myidae. The transcript is spliced from 7 exons. Gene Ontology annotation, biological process: glutathione metabolic process.
UAUACUCUGUGGUAAUUUGUAUCAGUAAACCGCCAUCAGCUAUUCGGAGUUUAUCAAACUAUGCAAACGCAUACAUGUGCAUUCUCUCUGCUGUUUACAGUGUCCUGAUUUAAGUUCUUGUUCCUGGUUAUAAUCUUAGGAAUAAGGACCAAAAUGCCGAUCCAGUUGUACUACUUCCAACUCAGAGGCCGGGCCCAGGCCAUCCGCUACCUGCUAAUCGACAAUGGGCUUGAGUAUGAGGAGAUCAAUGUUGGACCCGAAUGGGCUACGAAAUGGAAAGCUGAAACCCCGUUCGGCCAAUGUCCGAUGAUAAAAGACGGCGACUUGAAGCUAGCCCAGUCAUGUGCCAUCCUUAGAUAUUUUGGAAGAAAAGCCGGUAUCGAUCCCAGCGACCUUGUGUCCGCCGCCCGUGUUGACAUGAUCAACGACCAUGAGGAAGACAUCAGAAAUGCCUAUGUCAAACUCAUCUACCAAAACUAUGAUGCUGGGAAAGCGGACUUCGUAAAAGACGCUGCUGCAAAGGUCAAGUUCUUAGAGGACUUGUUCAAAGCAGGAGGGAACGAGUUUAUUCUUUCAAAGAUAUCUUGGGCCGACUACAACCUGUUUGAUCUUCUAGACAUACUGUGUAUUCUCUCCCCUGGUUUUCUGGACCAGUCACCAUCGCUGAAGGCCUACUAUGAUCGCAUAGCUGCCAGACCGGCCAUCAAAGCGUUCCGAGAGUCGGACAGAAAUAUGAAGGCUGUAAACGGCAAUGGAAAACAGUAGACUGACAAUAAGGGGCUUUAUUUAAAGGCAUUGUUAGCGAACAAUAAAGCAUAUGCAUAUCCUGAAUAAGAAUAUAAAUAUUAUUAAUACGUAAAUAUGAAAUGAAUGACACAAUUAUAA